Molecule: messenger RNA, 1137 nt
Organism: Durotheca rogersii
Lineage: Eukaryota; Fungi; Ascomycota; Sordariomycetes; Xylariales; Xylariaceae
Exons: 3
Coding region: 196-900 (234 amino acids)
Biological process (GO): mycotoxin biosynthetic process
Source: RefSeq, a predicted model, not a curated record
AGGGUUCUUGUUUUUAUAGGGCGUGCGAACUCCCGUCUCUGAUCAUAAAGGCAUUCUACCCCUAACUGAUCUGUUAGAGUCCUACCUGCAGCCUGGCUCGGGCCUCCCCAAACCACACCGCGCGUACUUCGCGAGUCCUUACCGUCGCCUAACUCGCGUCAUAAAGCCUCGGCAUUGACAUCUUCGACUUAGACGAUGGAGUAUGCAAAAUAUGAGCGCUUAUCCAGUCAAGAUAACUCAUAUGCUCGCGGCAAGCCUUCGGCGGAGUCCUCCAUCUCAACCAAAGGCUUCUCCCUGAGGCAAAGGUUAGUGAGGUCUGCCUUUUCGACGACUACGUUGAUGAGCUAUUGUGCUCUCUCAACUACCAUCAUAGUCUUCCUAACCGCUGCUGUCCUUGGCCAUGUCCGCACCGAUACGUCAUGCCAACCGAGGAGUCGAAACGGACAAUCCUUCUAUGGGGUACUGGGCAGCGAUCCGUCUUACAUGUCUUUAGACCACAAGUACGACAGCCUCUGGGAGGACCUUGGAUCCACUGGGUUGGUCAUAAAACUUCCAGAUGAUGACUACGGCGGAGAGCCAAGGCACGCUUCCAUCUCCAUGUUCCAUCAACUUCAUUGCCUGUCUUCUCUGCGACACGCUAUCCAGCAGGCCCGCGAGGGCAUAGAUCCGGGUUUUGACUGGCGGGACAACGAUCAUUGGCCCCAUUGCAUGGAGUAUCUGCGCAAGACCUUGCUCUGCUGGGCGGACGACCGCAUCGAGCGGCGGUUUGUCUUCGAAAACGGAACGAGUUCGUCUUUCAUUGACGGGUCGCAAGACGUGAGAGCCUGCGGCGACAGUCGGCGUCUGAUUCAGUUGAUGCGGGACCAUGGAAAAGACGUAUCUACGAGACCGUUUCCUUGAUCUGCAGCAAUGGCAUAUCACAACAUAUAGCUACAUUGCCUAUCGGGUAUGCCUUUUAUAUCUGAGAAUUGAUGUAGGUGUUGGGGCCAAGUACGUCAGUGUCCCGUUCUCCCGGCGAUCUAUCCAUAUAGUAGAACCAUACAACCCAGUCUGAUAAAACUGGUGUGCUUGAGGCUCCUAGAUAAUAAUUGAGUCGUGCAGUUCCAUCGGUAAUUAAAUGUAUUUAUUCAUUCCCAA